Saprolegnia diclina VS20 is the source of this 1926-nucleotide messenger RNA. RefSeq lists its product as hypothetical. Lineage: Eukaryota; Oomycota; Saprolegniomycetes; Saprolegniales; Saprolegniaceae. Bases 1 to 1926 code for a protein of 641 amino acids. The record is from RefSeq and is a predicted model, not a curated record. The transcript has 7 exons.
AUGCUGAGCCCAGAGUCGACCGCCUACUACCGCGUCGCGCCACCGACGAGACCGAGAAGCGCCAAGACGGUGCAGUCACCAAGCCUCAAAGUCAUUCAGCGGCAGCUCCAGCUCGAGACGGCACCGAGUAUCGACGUGGAGGGUGUCAUCUUGAGCAGUCUAGACGUCGCCGCCGAGUGUCUCUCGCUCACAGAUGCCUUUGAGCGGUCCAAGACGCGACGGAGCUACGAGAUGCACGUCAAAGAACUCAUCGACCGCGUCGGCAUGCAUCGGAUGACCCUCCGCUUUCUGCCGCAGUACGAAGCUGCGUUUGCGCGCAUGUUGCACCGCGCAGCGCUAAGACGCAUCCGGUACACGCUGCUGCUCGGGUGUAUCAGUCUCUUGGGCAAAACGCUGUACACCCAGUGCAGUGGCACACCAGCGCCGGUCGUGUGGAUCGGGACCGGAUGUGCCUUGUCGGCGCUCGCCAUCGCUUUUGGCUGCACAUAUCGCGAGGCCUGGACGGGCUACUGCGAGGUGUACACUUCAUUCGCCUUUGUCGUCGUCGCCGCCGAGCUCACGGCGCAGAAACUGCUGCUGUCUCGCCCUGGUCCCGUCCUCGAGCUCUUUGUGUGUUUCAUUCCGAUCUUUGGUAUCACGCGUCUGCGCUUUGACGUUGCUUGGCGCGUCGUGGCCGCCACCAUCUCGAUGCACCUCGUCGCGCUUCUGGCGGCGGGGCAAGAGACUGUCCCGGACAUUGGCUUUCAAGCGUUCAGCUACCUCGGCGGCAUUGUGGGCGGCGCCGUCGCGCACUACCGUGUCGAAGUGCUUCGUCGACGCAACUACACGCUGCACUUGCCGUUCUACCCGCGCGAGCUGUACCGCGAUGAAAUCUUUAGCCAGUGCAAGACACCGGCAACGAGCAAACACGCACUCUUGCAUCCGCUCACCUUGCAGUUCAAGCACCCGGCGAUCGAAGCGACCUUCUACCGCCAUUGGUAUCUCUUGGACGGCUCGCCGUUCGAGCCGCUCGACAAUCGGCGCCUGCACAAACACGCAUUUCGCGCGAUUCGAUACGCUGUCCAAAGCGUUCUCUUCCAGCAGCUCCUCCUCGCCAUCCAAGACCGACGGUAUUUGAUGGUGACUGACACGCCGCUGUGGCCCUACCACGCGGCCCUCGCCUUGCGCAUGAGCGUUGUCGCCGCCUAUUUCGGCGCCCAAAUAUGCAUGCACCGCCUCGGGCGCGCGUACUACGAGACGUCUGCGGUGACUGGAUCGCCUGUCGUUUUGGAGGAGUCGCCCGCGCUGCUCGAAGCCCCGCCGCGCACGUACGUCCACCGCAUGCAGCAGCUGUCGACGGCGAUUGUGUUUGGCCACGUACUCAGCAUGGGCAGCAUCCUGCUCUUUUGCACGCUGUCGUUGACUGCACAGCCCGUGGCCGCGCCGUGCUACUACCUCGGCCUGCUGAACGCGAUUUUGUUUCCGCACCGGUCCGGGCUUCGCGUCCGGUUUAUAUACGCAACCGGGGGAACGGUCGCCGCCGCCGUGGUCUUUCUCAGCGUCUGCACGCUCGUUUCGCCUACCCAUGUACACGAGUACGGCGCAUUUGUUGCCAUCGUCCUCGUCCUUGGCAUGCUCACGAGCUAUGAAGAAGAGGCGCUUCGCCGCUCGUUCUUUGUCCGACGGUCGCUCCGGACGCACGAUUUCUUCCAAUGGCAUGGCGCCGUGCGCCGCCUCGUACCGUUUGUGCGUCGUCGAUUGGCCAAAACGCGGGGCCUGCCGCGGCUGCAGGUGACGCCGCUGACGACGACGACGACGACCAUCUUUGGACCGACCAAGAUUCCAACCUGCAAUCUCUUGGCCAAAGCCAGUCGCUGCGGUAUGUACUGGGACAUUUGCCAAGCCGGCGUUGCUGUCGUGCUCUUGGUGGCAGCGACCAGCCAAUAA